This is a messenger RNA of Monosiga brevicollis MX1, 1918 nucleotides long. RefSeq lists its product as uncharacterized. Bases 207 to 1613 code for a protein of 468 amino acids. NCBI's taxonomy places the organism in Eukaryota, Choanoflagellata, Craspedida, Salpingoecidae. The record is from RefSeq and is a predicted model, not a curated record. The transcript has 3 exons.
GCUGCCCCGCGCCAGUCUGUCAUUUUCCACCUCGAUUCGUCCGGAAUAGUCUCAGCCAAAGCCGCUGUUGUCUCACGUUCCUCUUGGAACCACGCCCACCUUUUCACUUUCACAAGUCAAGCCAUUCGAGCGAUCACGCCCACUUUGAACCCCUGACACACUUUACAUCUGACCUCCACUGUUUGCUCGGCUGUCACCGCGUCGGCAUGCGGGCGAUUCGUUUUUUGAGUCAUGGCUCCGACAAGGAGCCGCGUCCUGCCUCGAAAGUGUCCUUUCGCGUGAACAGUGUCAGCAUUGGAGACCACACCACACUGAUCGACAACGCCCGCGUCUCCUUCCGCAACCACAAGCACAAACUCAUCUGUACCGUCGAACGCGCUGCUGAAUCCCACCACCGCCUGCGCCGCUCCCGCUGGCGGUUUGUCUGGAACAUUGAAGCCCUCCGCUUUGACUCCCCACGCCUGGCCCAGCUUGAGCCGGGUACCACCAUCUGCAUAUCCGGAUCAAAGGCUGCCGUCUUUGAGAGCUACGAUCCCACCACUUGUGUCGUGACCGCCCGACACCAAGAUUCUCCUUCACAGCCACCGCUGUGUAUCCCUGCCACAGCUGUCUCCAUCCCUGACCUGGUAUCCGCCCAAGCUGUGUGCUUGCUGGCACAACAUGCUUCCAAGAGGCCAUCCCACUCUGACCACAACGUCAACCUCUGUUUGACCGUGGGCCCUUCUGACUUGCUGGCUUUGUGUCUGCACGUGGAGGCCAUGAUUCGACAACUCCGGAAUCAUCGCAUCCUCCGCUCCUGUACCGACUCGCUCAAAGUGUCAUUGGAUCCAGACUGGGCCAAGUCUGCCCCAGAGGAACAGGAAGAUUUUCUUCCAACCCGCUCGCGUGUCGUCAGCCUUCGCUCUGUAAGCCCACAUGGCACCCCAUCCCCAACCACCGAUCUCGCUUUCCAAGAUCUGGAGUUUGAGCCUCGGUUCACAGUCCCGACGCUGAGUACAUCAGUUUCCACUGAGGCCGAACCGCGUUCUGCUCAAGCUCUCUUGGCCACCUCGACGUCCUCCGCGUCGGAACCCGCGAUCAGACCCCUCGCCUCGGCCAUCUCCUCCGCCGCUUCUGUCAGUUGUCCUAUAGAAGCGGACGACUUGGAUCUUGAUGACAAAGUCUUCUCGACGCCAGCCUCCCCGACCCUGGCUGGCUCUUGUUCAACUGGUGGCGUCGGCUUCUCUAAAGAGGAAGAUAUGUCCGCCACGCCUCAGGAACAUUUGCUUGAAGCAGCACUUGACGCCAGUGUCGUGACACUGCCCCUGGUCGACGCCAUCCCCCUCAUGGCCCAAAUUCCAGACGCAACCACCGGCAUGCUAGUGUGCCCAAACGUCAACAACCCCUCCUGCGUCUAUCUGAUCCAUCGCGAGAAGGGUGAUACCCGCAUUCAAGACUGCCGAGUCUUUGCCAAGGAGCAAACCCAAACGGUCUCAAGGCUGCAGCAGAUGCGAGGUCUGGGCGCCCGAAUUCGACAGGGCGGCCUGUCUCUGCGCCAUUGCGCCUACGCCGCCACUUCAAACGCGCCCUUGCGUUUGACGGCGCUUCCCCUUGGCCAUCAGACGCUCCUUUGAGCCGAAGGCGCCCUUUCUGUCCCUCGCCCUGGGAAAGCACUCCCGUAGCCUAAACGUACUUUUUCUUAGCUCUAUGAUGUCCCAUUCUGACCCGUGCGCCCGCUGCGUACGACUCCUUGUUGCGCUCGCUGCGCAUGAGGCUCUGUCCUAACACACCUUGAUUGACUUAAUACCACUCCCAUGCAUCUUUAAACGUCCCCCUUGGCAUUGAUUGGACUUGACGUGUUUAAUUGUUUUUGGGCCGAGUUGUUUUUGAGUAGACGCACCGAGUGUGUCCUCCUUUCGACUGGUCGUUUCCUCAGCGC